Messenger RNA from Pseudomassariella vexata, 1605 nucleotides. RefSeq names its product allantoinase-like protein. Lineage: Eukaryota; Fungi; Ascomycota; Sordariomycetes; Amphisphaeriales; Pseudomassariaceae. Gene Ontology annotation, cellular component: cytoplasm. The record is from RefSeq and is a predicted model, not a curated record. Gene Ontology annotation, molecular function: allantoinase activity. The transcript is spliced from 2 exons. The coding region runs from base 1 to 1605 and encodes 534 amino acids. Gene Ontology annotation, biological process: purine nucleobase catabolic process.
AUGACCGUCUCCGCUAUCCUCGACCAGGAGCCACUCACAGUCCUUGUUUCGACGAGGGCCGUGGUGACCCAUCCCGAUGACCGCCUUGACCUGACGCCGGCCACCAUAUCUAUCUCUCCCGCUACGGGCAAAAUUGUCUCCAUAGUUCCGGCGGUGUUGCCGAAAACAUCCUUCUCGCCAUCGGUCACUUACAUCGACCAUGGAUCCAAGUUGUUGAUGCCGGGCUUGGUUGACGCUCAUGUUCACCUCAACGAGCCGGGCCGGACGGAAUGGGAAGGCUUCCACACUGGGACCCGCGCGGCCGCUUCCGGUGGCGUGACGACUGUGAUUGACAUGCCUUUGAACGCCAUUCCCCCCACGACCACUGUUGCGGGAUUCAAAGAGAAGCUGGCUGCAAGCAGAGGCCAAUGUUGGGUUGACGUUGGCUUCUACGGGGGUGUCAUCCCGGGCAAUGCCGAUGAGCUCCUGCCACUCGUUGAGGCCGGCGUCCGUGGGUUCAAAGGAUUCUUGAUCGAGUCUGGGGUCGACGAGUUUCCCGCCAUUUCGUCCAAGGACAUUGCCCUGGCAAUGAAGACCCUCAAUGGAACACCAACAACACUCAUGUUCCAUGCCGAGAUGAUCCCACCCAUCGCAGACUCCGUUGGUGACGUAGUUCAGUCUUCAGGACCACCACUAGCUCCGCACGGCGAAGUGACGGCCUAUCAAACAUUCUUAGAGUCCCGGCCGCCAGUAUUUGAGACAUGUGCCAUCGACGAGAUCAUUUCCCUGGCUCAUCUCGCACCCAAGCUGCACUUGCACGUCGUGCAUCUAUCCACCACCCAAGCCAUCCCCAUCCUCAAGCAGGCCCGCAAGAACGGCAUCGACAUCACCGCCGAGACAUGCUUCCACUACCUCGGUCUCGCCUCCGAAAGCGUCGAGGAUGGCGACUGCCGGUACAAAUGCUGCCCACCCAUCCGCGAACAAAUCAACCAGGACGGGCUGUGGGAAGAGCUCCAAGCCGCCGAGUCGUGCAUCCGCACCGUCGUCUCGGAUCACUCUCCCUGCACCCCGGAACUGAAGCUUCUCCCUACUCACCUGCAGAACAUACAGGCCUCGCAUAUGCACCACUCCGACUCGGGCAUAGACAUGUCUGCCGACAUGGCUUUCGCAGCCAGCGAAGGACAAGCAGCCGCCAAGUCAGCAGAGGGCGACUUCUUCGCAGCCUGGGGUGGCAUCUCGUCCGUCGGACUGGGUCUACCCAUCCUGCACACCGCCGCUGCGUCGCGGGCGAAGCAAUCCGGCAAGGCGCCGUCCAUUCUCGACAUGGUGCGGCUAUGCUGCGCGGCCACAGCGAAGCAAGUCGGUCUUUCGCACCGCAAGGGCGCGCUGAAGGUCGGAAUGGAUGCCGAUGUAUGUGUUUUUGAUGAUGGUGACAUUUGGACGCUGCAGAGCCAUGGCAUGCACUGGAAGAAUCGCUGUUCGCCGUGGGAGGGGCAUCAGUUUCUGGGUAGGGUUAGGGAGACGUGGUUGAGGGGGAGGAAGGUCUACGAGUAUGGUGGGAGCAAUGGGGGGUUUGUCUGUGGAGAGGCGGUUGGGGAGGCCAUUGUUGAGAGGAGGACGGCGUGA